This is a messenger RNA of Vombatus ursinus (common wombat), 2618 nucleotides long. RefSeq names its product GPRIN family member 3 (gene GPRIN3). Gene Ontology annotation, biological process: neuron projection development. The transcript has a single exon. Bases 96 to 2117 code for a protein of 673 amino acids. Lineage: Eukaryota; Metazoa; Chordata; Mammalia; Diprotodontia; Vombatidae. The record is from RefSeq and is a predicted model, not a curated record. Gene Ontology annotation, cellular component: plasma membrane.
GUUGUAUCUCAUUGCGUUGACUGUGAAGAUCAACUAUCACUCAGCAGGGAUACUGUCAGAGAAAGUUCCCAGAGAUUGUCCUAAAGAGAUCUUCCAUGGGGACUGUGCCUGACCCCCUGAGGUUGACUAAAACUUCCCUGACUGUAGCUUCAGAAGACAAGGAAGAGCUUCAAGGCCAACACCCUUCUAUUCCACAGCCGCCAUCAAUCAUUGCCUAUACCAACGCUAAUAGUCUUCCAUGCUUUCCUUCAGAAUCCGUUAGAGUUGGCUUGUUGGACCUCAGUGGCCCUGGACCAGUAGAGACUAUAAUGAAGGACUCUGAGAAUGAUCUCACUCAGACAGUCAUGUCUUCUGAGAUCUCCAGUGAGGAUGAAAAAUUACCUCCUACAUACAACAGCCCUCCUGAAAGCUCCAGUGAACAUGUAGCACAAAUCCGAGGUCCAGUAGUAGACUUGACCAUUACACACUCAGUCAACCAGGAUGCUAGCCAUCCCACACCUUGUGAUGAGCCAAAGACCUUGACAGAUGCUGUUUCUUUGACUACAGCAGACCAAUCCUCCAGGACAUCUCCACAGUCUAGCCUCACUAGUAAACAUUCAGUAUGCCCUACAGAGCAAGAAAAGACUCUAAAAACAGGGCAUCUGUUCUCCAGAUUCAAAGAAACAGGUACAAUGACAAGCCUAGAUGAGAGUGGAUUUUUGGCAGAGGAGAGGGCAAACAGAACUUGGCAAGAUGCUGAGGUUCAGGCAGUAACCAGUAUGGAGAGCAGAUCUGUCUCUACCAGCCCAAGCAUCUUUGCUACAUUCUUAAGGAAAAUUCCUCCUUUUGAGAGUUUAGAACAACAAGAACAGUUAUGCGUUAUUUACCAGAGCAACAGUGACAUGAACAAUCCAUCAGAGCUCUCUGAUAAGUUGGUAGGUCCAAGAAAAGCGCCUUGUCAUUUUGAUAACAAGACAGAAGUGCUCAUCCAGGCAGCUACUGGUGAUUCUUCAAACAUACCAACUUUCCAAGUGGAAAAUAAGUCAACAGAUUCAGCAGCCACAGUCUAUCAAAUGGCAUCAGACAACAGAAUAUCUGGCCUACGGGCAUCAAGUGAUACCAAAACUACAUGCAAGGAGAAACAGCAGGCAGUAGAAAUGGUCACUAAAGGAGAAAGUCAGAUCAUUACACAGCCAGCCCCUACUACUUUCAUCCCACCGAAUGCAAAACCAGUUGAUCAAAUUUCUACGCAUGCGUGCAAUCAAACUGAUGUAAGUCAUGACUUGGGAAAAGCUGAAACCAAAUCAUCUGACUUGUCAAUGAAAACCAUUAAAAGCAUUCCCAGCAAUAAACCACUCAGCCCUGACAAUGAACUGAACAAAGCCGAUAACUUGAAUGUCACUGACAAAGAUAACACAACUGAGAAGCCUUUGCCUACUCAAGUAGUAAAAGAAUUGGGAACUGAUGAUCCCAAGGCAGACAUAAAACCAAAAGCUGAGACAAAAUCAGAAUUGCUUUGUCCUAAUGCGGAAGGACUAACUGUGGUUACUCCUACCACAGGCAGAAAGAACCAGGACAAAGCCUCUGAAGAAAGUAAGCAGGCAAAGACGGUUACAAGCCUGGGACUCCCAGGAGAGUCGAUGGGGGAAUCCAGUCCAAAUUCUGGUAAACGUACACCCUCUCGGUCAGUCAAAGCAAGUCCGCGUCGUCCCAGCCGUGUCAGUGAGUUCUUAAAGGAACAAAAACUGAAUGUGACAGCAGCUGCUGCUCAGGUUGGAUUUACCCCUGGAGAAAAGAAAAAGCAGCUUGGAUCUGAUGGCAAGCUCCAAUUCAAACAGUCCAAGCAAGUCAGGGAUGUCAUAUGGGAUGAACAAGGCAUGACAUGGGAAGUGUAUGGUGCUUCCCUAGACCCUGAGUCGCUUGGUAUCGCUAUUCAGAACCACUUGCAGAGACAAAUCAGGGAACACGAGAAACUGAUUAAGGUUCAAAGCAAUCAGAAUCGGAAAUCCAUUUCUUCCGAUACAUCUUCAAAUAAAAAGCUUAAGGGGAGGCAACACAAUGUGUUCCAGGCCGUGAUGCAGAACUUUAGACGUCCCAACUGUUGUGUCCACCCUGCUCCCUCGUCUGUGUUAGAUUAAAAGAGAAAAUGUAUAGAAUAGUGUGUGGACACUUAGUACCAACAUGAAUCUUGGUCUAUGAUGAAGGUUACCUAUAUCUGAUGACGGAAUCUGCUAAUCACAAGAAAGUGUUAAUUUCAGGAAAUUGCUUCAAUACAUUACGAGAACUUUGUCAAUUUGAAUGUUAUAUCUAAAGAAAAAAAUAUAGGUAAUAGGAACACAUUUCAAUGUAGGUUUAUGUACCAAAGUGGAAAUAAUAGGCAAAACAAAAAUGUUUAUGGAAAAAACAUUGUAGCUGUUCAUUUUUAUAUUGUUUCCUCACUUUAGCAAACUGGAGUUAUUUGUAUUCAAAUCCUUAUUCUGGAUUCAAAAGUAGAGAUUUAGCACAAACACUUAUAAAUUUCCUGUCCAAAACCCUAAUCCAGAAAAUGAGGAGGUUGUAUAAGACCAUCUUCAAGGUCCCUAGUAACUCUUAAAUUCUAUGAUCUUAAUUCAAUAAGGAUGGUAUCAACACACAAAAGC